Phytophthora nicotianae INRA-310 is the source of this 441-nucleotide messenger RNA. RefSeq lists its product as hypothetical. Bases 1 to 441 code for a protein of 146 amino acids. The transcript is spliced from 5 exons. The record is from RefSeq and is a predicted model, not a curated record. NCBI's taxonomy places the organism in Eukaryota, Oomycota, Peronosporomycetes, Peronosporales, Peronosporaceae.
AUGCACAAAAUGAACUUUCUGGCGGCUUGUUCAUAUAUCCCGGUGUUAUCGACAAGAGGUCCAAGCCGACGAUCUAAUGAGCAUCACAGUAGAGAAGACCACGGUUGCAUCGAAGAGAAGCUCACGAUGACAACAUCAGUUACGAUGAAGACACUGAAGACGACGGAGUUUGUGGUGAAGACCGCGGAAGCGGUCAUUUUUUCAGCGAGUUCAAGUCCCACGUCGGUAGUGACGUUGUGUCCAACCUCUCCGCAUUUUGAACAGGUAUACUGGGAUCUGCCUGGGGGUGAGAAUUCAACUUCGACCGUGAAGACUUCGGCUCUUCAUCUCGGCUUCGAAUACGCUUUUCACCACGCUGUGCAUCGACAAUUCGAGCUCUGCGAGAACCUCCAGCCGGACGUUUUAUCGGUGCUGGUAGUACUGUCGAGCCAUGAGUACUAA